Molecule: messenger RNA, 1497 nt
Organism: Trematosphaeria pertusa
Lineage: Eukaryota; Fungi; Ascomycota; Dothideomycetes; Pleosporales; Trematosphaeriaceae
Product: FAD-binding domain-containing protein
Exons: 2
Coding region: 1-1491 (496 amino acids)
Molecular function (GO): FAD binding
Source: RefSeq, a predicted model, not a curated record
AUGUUGUUACGUCUCGCAAUCCUCGCGUCAUCACUUCUCUUUGCCGGCUUCACCUAUGCCGACACAUGCAGCUCCGUCGAAGCCCUGGGCUACAUCAACGUAACCCGGCAGCUCGACCUCGCCUACAUUGAAGAGCAGACGCAAUACUGGUCGACAUCUUGCAGCGCUCUUCUUCCCUCCUGUAUCAUCUUCCCCAAAUCUGUCGAGGAAGUCUCUACAGUCGUUAAAAUUCUCGCCAACACUACCGAGCAAUUUGCUGUUAAGUCUGGCGGACACAAUCCCAACAAUUACUUCUCGAGCGUGGAUGGCGGACCAUUGAUCUGCACGGAGCAUCUGGAUCAAGCGAACUUAAACCAGGCGACCGGUGUCGUAGAUGUGGGGCCGGGAAAUCGGCUCGACGGGAUAGCCGCGAAGCUACAGGGUAGCGGGUGGACGUUUGUCGGUGGACGGAUUGGAAACACAGGCGUUGGUGGCCUGGUGCUGGGUGGCGGAUUGUCGUACAUGUCUGCCCAGUAUGGUUGGGCCGCAUCCCAGGUCUUAGAGUAUGAGAUAGUAUUCGCCAACGGCACUAUCGGCCAUGUCAAUAAGGACAACUACCCGGACCUAUUCAAAUCGCUAAAGGGCGGCGGGAACAAUUUCGGCAUCGUCACAAACUAUCGGCUCCAAGCGCAUCCGCAAGCAAACAUCUGGGGAGGCAAUCUGGUUUACCUCAGGACCCCGGAGAAUGACAAAAAAUUGCUCAAGGCAGUCCGCGACUUCACCGAGUUAAACACGGACCCAAAGGCGGCGGUUAUCGUGACCGCCGAACGCGCGAAUGUGAACGUCGUUGACAGCUGGAUCAUCUUCCUCUUCUACGACGGCCCGACUCCUCCGGCUGGUAUCUUUGACGACUUCAUUGAGGCUGAUCCGUUACUCAACACCUGCAUGGAGCAAACAUACGCAUCGCUCAUGGCUGGCAGCAAUUGGGUCAUCGUCAAGGCGGAAGUGGUGCAAAUCGCGACCGAAACCAUUCCUCUCCCGUCUUCCGAGAAUGAAGUCGAAGUUAUGGAAGGCAUCCACAACUGGUGGCGCAACAUAACCGCCACGACGCUUCUUGAGCCUGGUAUCAUACCCUCCAUUGCGUGGCAGCCCUUCCCCAAGGCUAUAGCCCGCGAAGCGCGUGCUCGGAGCCCCGACCUUAUCGAUGCCGAUGAUGAUGUUGACCGUAUCAUUAUCGAAAUGAAUUAUGCCUUCCUUUCGCUGCCGAAUUAUGACCAGAUGGCCGACACGAUGGAGGCGACGUACUCGGGCGUUCGCGAUCGGGUGCUCGCAUGGCAGGCGGACGGGACGCUGCAGCAGGCAUAUCUGCCGCUUAUGAUGAACUAUGGUUUCUAUCGUCAGGAUUACUGGGGACGGCUGCGGCCGGAGAGUAGAGCACUAGCGAGGUCAGUACAAGAGGAUGUGGACCCGGAGGGGAUGUUCCGGACUAGGACGGGAGGCUGGAGACCCUGAUUGAAG